Messenger RNA from Striga hermonthica, 659 nucleotides. Lineage: Eukaryota; Viridiplantae; Streptophyta; Magnoliopsida; Lamiales; Orobanchaceae. The record is from the annotation of a GenBank genome assembly.
GCCAUCGCCCGCGUCGCACUCGUGCGCCCAUGCGCAUGCCAACGCGUUCGCCCAACUGCCGCCGAACUCCUCAUGCGCGUGCGUGCAGUCGACCAUUACUCGUACUCCUCCGAGGCAUAGGCCUCGUCCGCUUCCCUUGCACGCGUCACUCCUCGCUCACCCCUGCAGGACGCCAACUUCUUCGCGGAUUAGGACGCCCGCGCUUCCCGUGCACUCGCGCGCUAUCUCGCGCUCGUCGCCACUUCCGACCAUCCCGCGCGCGUCCCAGCCACCUGCGCCAGUCCCGUGCACGCCAGCAACUCCCGUCUCGCCCGUGUGCCGAUUGUCGAUCCCCGUGGGCUGCUCGUCUGGCGAUCGCGUAUCAUCUUGUUCCGUCCAUCCUCGCGCAUCACAGGCCGAUGCGCGCCACUCGCUCAUUAACCGGUCACCGUCGACCUUCUUGUCACAGGGGUACGGAACCCACUUCCGUAUCAUUCCCCUCCUCUUCGAGACUUUCCUUGUCCUCAAGGAUCUAUCCACGACCUUCCACCCAUCGGGCACUCUUUCUUCGAUCAUGCGCACAUCCCACUCACGAUCCUCGUCGACUUCGAUCGCCUCUUCAUCCUCGGUUACCUCUAAUUCUUUGACCUCGACCUCGAUGUGUUGUGCGCGCCGUUCCC